Molecule: messenger RNA, 6862 nt
Organism: Exaiptasia diaphana
Lineage: Eukaryota; Metazoa; Cnidaria; Anthozoa; Actiniaria; Aiptasiidae
Product: intersectin-1
Biological process (GO): intracellular signal transduction; positive regulation of Rho protein signal transduction
Molecular function (GO): guanyl-nucleotide exchange factor activity; calcium ion binding; protein binding
Source: RefSeq, a predicted model, not a curated record
GUUGUUCCUGACAUUGGUGGAGUCUGAAUGAUUCUAUUUUAUUCACUGAAAUUACUCUAAAAAUACAUGAAAUAACAAAGGCAAAAGUACUGUAUGGUUGCGCCGUUGAUGACCGAUUAUCGUGGUAGCAUAAAUGUGUGAAUGUUCUACAAAAAGGAGGGUGUUUUGCGGUACAAUUUUCAAGCGUCGGGAAUCUGCUCUUCGCAGUUGAUAGAAGUAGGAUUUCAAAUGGAUUGUGUGUCUGACAGCGCAGAAACCUGAUUUAUCUACAAUGAUGGCUGGAAUAGCUUCWGCACAGGGACCUUGGGUGAUUACACCAGACGAACGAUUAAAGCAUGAAGCUACGUUUCAAAGCUUAAACCCACACAGCGGAUUCUUGUCUGGGUCACAAGCCAAACAGUUUUUCCUCAAAUCAAAAUUACCACCAAUGGUCCUUGGGGAAAUCUGGAGUCUGUCAGACCUUGAUCGUGAUGGCAAAAUGACAAUGCAAGAAUUCACAGUAGCCAUGCAUCUUAUUCAAAACAAACUCAAAGGAAUUGAUCUUCCWUCUGCCCUCCCAAAUACUUUAAAAAUGUCUUCCAUGCCRAGYUCUCAUCCUUCACCUAAAACAAGCAGCUACAGCCCYAGAGGAGUAACCAACGGAUUCACAAACAUGUCUGGUGCAUCUACAUUGCCAAAAUCCUCUGGGAUAUCUUGGUCUGGUAUAAACCAAUCCUCCUCGACRAUGACAUCAUACGGCGCSAUGCCAACUAGUAAUAACACUUUAGGAUCACUCUCUUCGUCAUUUAACAUGGGCAGCACUGGUUUUAAUAACACUAAYACUACAAAUAUUGGGUUUUACAAUAGCCCUGGAAUCAUGUCAAGUAGUGUUCAGUCUUCUAUGCCAUUGAGCCAAGCCAGCUCAUUCUCCACUAGUACACCUUCAACUAUGAACUCUAUAACGCCAGCUGYUAAGCUGAAAUAUAAUCAAAUGUUUAAAAGUUUGGAUUUCAAGAAAACUGGUUAUUUAUCAGGUGAGCAAGCGAGAGGCGUUUUGAUACAAUCAGGACUUUCACAGCAAGCUCUAGCAAAAAUAUGGAGUUUAUCGGACCUAGACAAAGACAGUCAGUUGAACAUAGAUGAAUUUUCUCUUGCCAUGCACUUCGUGGACAUGGCCAAACAAGGACAUCAGCUGCCUCUCACUACACCMUUAGASCUUCUCUCUCCAGCGCAGGCUAGAAUUGUGUCAGAAAGCAUGGCAAGUGACCCUGGAAGGGAGAGAUCAAGCAGCACCSUUAGUCUUGAUGGUCGGUCGMGGUCUGGAAGUAUGGCCGAUGAUAAGAGGAAUAUAUUUACUUUUGAGGACAARCGCAAAGAAAACUUCGAAAAAGGAAGACUAGAACUAGAAAGACGGCGGCAAGAUUUGCAAGAUAAAUUAAAAAGAGAAAGGGAUGAAAGGGAAGCGAAGGAACGCGCAGAAGAAGAAAGACGACAAAGAGCAAAAAUGGAAGCUGAGCAGAAACGGCAAGCUGAGCUAGAAAAGCARAGACAACAACAGAUAGAGAUGGAAAAGGAACAAGAGGCUCUAAGGAAGAAGAUGAUACAACAGAGGCUGGCUGCUCAAAUUGAGGCCGAGAAACAGAGGCAGUUGGAGUGGCAGAAGCGCAAAGAAGAAGAGUUAUUGAAUCAGAAAGGACUAGAACAAGAUAUUGUAAACAAUUUGAAAGCAAGGAAGAAAAAUUUAGACGAUGAAUUAGCAUCUGUGGUUGGAAAGAAAACAGCUGCUCAACAGAGCUUUGACAAGGAGCAACAGGCCUGUGUUGAAGCACAAACAAGCUACAAUACUGUACACCAAAAUAAAGAGAUGCGAAUCAAUGAUAUUAGUCGGAUACAGUGUGAAAUUAAGGAAUAUCAGCAAAGACUUGCAGCCCUUAGCAAUGAAAGAGAAAGGGUUUCAUUAGAAUUGAAUCGCAUGGAUACAAGUAAACUAGCUGAAGCCCAUGGCAACGCAAUGGUGAGCCUGCAAGACAGCAAAGGUGCCAUGAAACGAAAACAAACAACACAAAACAACCUGGAAAAAGAUUUGAAUGAUAGACUUAAAGAAGUUGAUUCCCUGAACACACAGCUGAAGGAUGUACAAAAUAGUAUACAACAGUUCACAGAAGAAAAUGCAAGACUACACCAAAUGACAGAGUCAAAACAAAGAGAAUAUACGUUAUGGAAGCAAAAGAAAGACGACGAAGAAAGAAUCAAAAAAGAACACGAGGCAAAAUUAAGAAGAGAAGAAGAAGAAAAUCGAAAACAAAAAGAAMGAGAACAAGAAGCAAUGCGACUAGAACAAGAAAAACAGAAAAAAGAACAAGAACUUCGGCGACGAAUGCAGGAAGCCCGUGAAGCCGAAGCAAUACGCAAAGACCAGCAAUUAUUAACCAAAGAUAAAAUAGUUGUACAGCAACAGCAAACACUUGUGAACACUGCACUCAAUAGACAAGAAAYUAGUAAUUUUACCCCAGAUUGGACUUCCACGGCGAAUGUUACUACAUCACAGAGCAUUUCUACUAGCAAAAUAGAGAAAAAACAAGAAAUUGUAACCCCUAGACCUCGGCCAAGACCACCAAUCAAGAAGAAUUUAGAAUAUUACAAAGUCWUGUUCACAUUUGAUCCCAGAAAUCCUGAUGAGAUUUUGGUUGAAGAGGAUCAAAUUGUCACUGUUGAUCCUGACAAUAGGAACGCCCCGCCAGGCUGGUUGAGAGGCACCUGUCAAAACAAGACGGGUCUAUUCCCAGAAAACUAUGUCGAAAAGAUCACAGAAGAGGAAGCUAAAAAGCCAACCAUCACUUCUGUGAGCGCCCCAAGCCAAGAAGAAAAAGUUCCCGAAGUGUCUGUCAAAUCCUUAGUCGCGUCAAUUAGUAAACAAUUAGGAGGCGGUGGGGGUGGUAGUGGGGGAUCCAUUGSCGGAGGCACAAGUAGUGGUGAUAUUGAAAUAGUGAACAGAAGUAGAACGCAAGAGAGUGUAACAACGACAGCUUCAACUACAGAUGAAAAUGUUCAAAGGUCAAGUGGAGAAACGCCUGCCCCUCAGGGUCUCACUGCUGUAGCCUUGUACCCAUAUAGGGAUAAGAAAAAAGGCGAUGUUCAACACUUAAGCUUUAAUAAAGGAGAUGUAAUCACUAUUCAAGAGCAACAAGAUAUGUGGUGGUCUGGGGAACUUAAUGGCAAAGUUGGAUGGUUUCCUAAAUCGUAUGUUAAACUAUCAUCUACGGCUAAACCAAUCGCAAGACCAGUGCAGCCUGUUGAAACCAGUCCUACCUACGAUACACCACCUACUGAACCAGUACAACCCAAACAAGAAGAUCUUCCUAUUCUUUUUGAAUGUGUUGCUUUAUAUCCAUAUACCGGAGAGCCAACGGAUCUAACCAAAUCGCUACGGUUAUCACGCCUUACACGGCCACRACGCCAGAUCAGCUUAGCUUGGCACCAGGGCAGCUCAUAAAAGUUAUGAAGAAAGACCCCAGUGGAUGGUGGGACGGUGAACUACAGGCACGGGGAAAGAAACGUCAAAGCGGAAUCUUCCCGUCAAAUCACGUKAAACUUCUGAGCAAGUCCCCUAAUGUAACCCCUACGUCAUCAGGGCGGACCACACCCCAGCCUGCUGAUCUCUCAAGCACAUACGAUGUCCUGCCAGUGUCAAAGACCAUGGGACAAGCUAAGUUGGAGCAAGUGCUAGCAAUGUUYCCAUACACGGCACAGAAUCAAGACGAACUCACGUUCUACAAGGGUAGUGUUAUCAACGUCAUAAGCCGCGAGGGGGACUGGUGGAAAGGCGAAAUGAAUGGACAAGUGGGGAUGUUUCCGUCAAACUAUGUCCAGGCCCUGAGUGAUUUACCGGUUACUACCACACAGUGGACUGGGUCUUUUGAUGCUCAGGUAUUGGCGUCAAUGUCAGAUGUAGAGCGAAUGAGACAGAAUGCUAUUUAUGAAUUGAUUAACACAGAGCAGUCGUACGUGGAUUCUUUAAGUCUCACRUUAGAGAUAUUCUAUAACCCGUUGUUUGAGUCGCAGCUGCUUACUGAGGAAGAACUCUCGAUAACCUUUGUCAACUGGAAGGAACUGAUACGAACAAACAUGAAACUUCUCAAGGCUUUUCUUGUGCGUAAGAAAAUGCGAAACAACGGAAUCAUUAUGAUGAUUGGCGACCUUAUGUGCGAACAGCUUCCGCAUUUCUCGCCUUACGUCAGGUUUUGCAGUCGUCAACUGAAAGCUUGUCAGUUCAUACAACAAAARAUCGAGUCAAGUGCUGAGUUUAAGCAGUUAGAAAAGAAAUGUACUUCCAAUCCAAGAGCCAAUGGUCUGCCUCUAAGUAGUUACCUUCUGAAGCCAUUGCAAAGAAUCUGUAAAUACCCGUUAGUGAUCAAGGAGAUUUUAAAGUACACCCCUGAAAAUCAUCCUGAUCGAUCAAACUUGGAAUUAGCUUUAGAAAGAGCUGAUGAACUUUGCAAUCAGGUCAACGAAGGUGUCCGUUCACAAGAGAGUACAGACCUUUUAGAAUGGUUACAGAGUCAUGUUCAGCUAGAAGAACUACAAGAGGAGCUUAUAUUUAAUUCAGCGACGAAUUGUCUUGGUCCACGUAAGCUGGUAUAUUCGGGAACUGUGUACAAGGUCAAGAGUGGGAAAGACUUAAAGGCGUUUCUCUUCAAUGACUUUCUGCUUCUCACGAGACCUCAAAGCUCAAUCGCUGGUAGUUUUUCCAAGAAAAUCGGUCUGGAUACAAACGAUGCUAACGUUCAAUACACGCUUUACAGAAAGCCGAUAAUCCUAAACGAGAUCGUUGUCAAACGUCCUGCUGACUURAACGCGGACGAGAAUACGUUCCAAAUUUCACACAUUGAUCGAGUAUACGCGUUCAGAACGGACACCAAGCUAGAAAGGAACAAAUGGAUCGAGCAUUUAGAGAAAUCUACCGACCAUUACAUCGAAACUGARCGAUUCAUGAGACAGAAAGCCCAUCGCAGUCGAUCUCUACGUGCUACUGGUAUUGGGAAGCUUAGUGUUACGAUCUUGGAAGGGAAGGACCUUCAUGCUUCUGACCCGUCAGGUACCAGUGAUCCUUACUGUCAAGUUAGCAUGGGAAGCCAAGAGCACCGAACCAAAGUCUGCCCUCAGACAAAUAACCCGAAAUGGAACUCCAACAUGUCGUUCAUAAUCAAGGAUAUGGAGCAGGAUGUCUUAUGCAUAACAGUCUAUGACAAAGAUUUCUUCUCCCCUGAUGAUUUUCUUGGUCGAACGGAAAUAAGUAUCUCUAGUCUACGAAAGCAGAGCAAUUCUCGUGGUCCUUGGCUUCAAAGACUACUAUUACACGAAGUGUCGACCGGUGAAGUGUUGGUAAAACUUGAAAUUCAUUGAUAUCUUGUAAGAGUAGAUGGAUAACCAAUCGGUGGAGAACCCGAAUGAUCCAAAUGCAGAAAGACCAAGGUAUAAGACUUCCAACCUGGAUUUCCUCAAGAAUCCGCAAGAAUCCAGAGCUAUAAUUGGGAAUACCCUGUUAGUAAAGGAAACAAUCCACUGACUCGAUUGACAAGUAUCUCGCUUAAAUUAGCAAGGAAAAGUUAUUUGGCUUGGAGAAAAAAAGGCAGUUUAUCUGGAGAAGAAUGGAUAGGUUACUUGGCUGAUAGUGAUAGGACAGUGUAUUAAAGUUAAAAAGGACUGGUUUUGGGGGCUCAAGUAAAAGGCCAGGUCACUUAUCUCGAGGUAAAAAGGACAGGUUACCUAGCUGGAUAUAAAAAGGAAAGGUUACCUGGAAUAAAAUAGAAAGGACAGGUUACCUGGCUUAAAGUAAAAAGGCCUGGUUACUUAAGCUGUAAGGAAAAGGACAGGUUACCUGGCUUAAAGUAAAAAGGCCUGGUUACUUAAGCUGUAAGGAAAAGGACAGGUUACUUGGCUUAAAGUUAAAAGGCCAGGCUACUUAAGCUGUAAGGAAAAGGACAGGUUACCUGGCUUAAAGUUAAAAGGCCAGGCUACUUAAGCUGUAAGGAAAAGGACAGGUUACUUGGCUUAAAGGCCAGGCUACUUAGCUGGAAGCAAAAGGGCAGGCUACCUGGCUUAAAGUAACAAGCGUAGAUUAUAAGAUAACAGGAAGCCCGUGACAAAAGAAACUCUUGUGAGAAUUCACUUAAAGAAACGAAAUGAAAGAAACCAAAUUUGAAAUCCAGUGCGUUUACCAUAAAUAAGAAUUCUAAAUAAGUCAUAUUUAGUGGCAUUUAUGCUGAAAGCAAGUAUGCAAAUAUUGACGGGAUUUCGGACAUCAAGAGUCUAGAUAGGUAAUCUUGACUAGUCCUGAUGCACUGUUGUCUUUUGUGUGUUGUUUGGGCACUAAAAACGUGAAAUAAGAUUAAUGCAAUUUAAGUGGAUGGGUUUUCAUCUAGCCGUGAAAUACAUUAUAGCGUACUACAUACUCUUUAUUAUUCAUUAUUUCACACGUAUUUCUUUGUCUAUUCUGUGUAUAACACUUUAUUAGACUUUGACUAUCACAUUUGGUUUCACGGAUUUAUGGAAACCAAUCUAGACGAUAUUGAGCUUCUACACUUUGWCAUUGACCAUUCACAGGAGUUAAAAUUGUAACAUCGGACUCAGCGCUGAAACUGUAACAAAUGGCGUCCUCGAUAAAGUAGAGUAUAAUUUUUUUCCAAUUCUGUUUUAUUUUCAUAAGUAAAUUGUAAAAARUAUUGUUUUUAUACUAGCUUUUUAUGUUUGAUUGUAAAAUGAUAUGUGAAACAUACGCUAAAUGUGAAUAUACGAACAACAAUGUUGAUAAUUUGACUAUUAAUAAAGAAAACACUAGAUGAAAUGAAUUGUAAUAUUUUCGUACCUCAACUUAUUCAUUAAC